ACCUGCACCUGCAUAAGCAAUCCUCUUUUCUUCUUUGCUUACUCUUUUCCGUCCCUUUUCUCCCUCUUUUGCCGCCAUCCCUCGUCUCGUCCUUUGUCGCCAACCUGCUCUCCUCCCGAUUCGCAAGCUCGCGAACCUGAACGUGCGCCUACUUCUUUUCUUCGGCAACGUCAAGCUUCUCCUCGACAGCGAUACCCCGACAGUAACACGCUUCAUCUGCGUUCGCAUCCCAUCUCGCUGGGCCGCAGCCUCUCUCACCUCGUCAACGCGAAACUCUCCAGCCGCCAAUCCCUCCAGCGAUCCCCCUUUCCUUCGUCCGAUCUUCUCUUGUAGGGCCAGACAGACGGGUCUGAAGUUCACAACAGCCAGUCGUUUCCAUUGCAGUACUGCCGCCGCGACUCUUCCUCAAGACGACCAUCCAUACUCUGCAAGGUCUCUCUCUGUCUGUCAAAGGCACCACAUCCUGGCAGGCCACCCACCACCGCCACGCCCACGCCUCGCCUCUCCACGCGCCCCCAGUCUCCCCUUCCCUGACCGCACUCAACCUCUCAACGGCGAUAUUCCCGGUAGAGCCACUCUUUAAGCUCAGAGCACUGCGACGCUCCCCUCCGCAGAGACCUCCGCCCAGUCCCGGCGCCCUCCACCUGCGACAGCACUCCUCUCUCGACGCCGCGUUCCCUUGGCACCCUGUGCACUGGUACACCCGUACUGGACGUUGCAACGGCCGCCGUGAUACCUAACAGCCCCUGACUUACUGCGUACUGUAGAGGCGAGUCUGUGGUGCAGCACCCUACAGGCUUAGGGCAGAUACAGCAUACAGUGUAACUUCUCGCCUACUGCCGGCCCCUGGAUCUGCCUUGCAAUCCGGCGUUCCAUCCAGACAGGCUUCUGCCUCCGGCGAUUCGCUCCUGCUCCGGGCUGUUGCUGGUCGCAGUCGAAGCUCCCUUGCUGAGUCGCGUUGCGUGCCUGUCACAGUACCUGUACACCUAAUAUAGAGUCCAUUGGUUCAGGUUGCAGCCAUGCCACCCUCGUCCGCCGCCUCGCCGCCCCCAAUCCUGGCCAUCACGGCUACUUAUUUCCAGCUGCUGGCCCAACAUUUACCCCGACCCGUCUACGAACUCCUCUGCAAGACUCAACAUCACAUCGCCCGUGUCUUGUCCUCUACCAUCGUCGUCCGCCUACACUCGACCAUCCCCCCAAAGAUGCGACGCCCUCUAGGUUUCUCGGCCCUGUUAGUCGUGCUAUUUCUCAUCAUCGGCUUGCCUGUCAUCCUCGCCCAAAGCGAACCCUUCCACUGCUACCCGUACCCGCCUGCCGACAAGCUCGCAAGUCCCUUCAUCACUCUACAGCCGCAUUGCUGCAAGGGCCCAAUUGACAACAAGCUAAGGGUCGGCACCCAAUGUGAGCUGGCCAACGGAGGGAAAUACAAGACCAAGUUUGGACAGGACUUGGGAACCUGUGCGACGGGCUGGGUCGACGCAUGCUGUAUGCGAUUGCACUACCCGCCUGAAAUUCCGCGACCUGACAUGUCGUUCUGCGACGCCGGUUUUCUCGUCAAACCUGAGUCGAAGAACAUCAUCAAUGCUCGAAACUGGAUCCCCGAGAACUACGGCGUUUGAUGGCUACCGACUAAGAGUAGAAAAGAGGCAACAGAACAACAAGGACGCGCUCACCCCGAGCCUGCAGUAGAGGGCUCGCGUUUGGCACCAGCGGGGCUUUGCGCGACACGUGCACAUUGAUCACCACUGCUUCCCAUGAAGAACCAGGAUCUACGUCGUGAGCUGAAGGCCUCGAGUGGUAUUCCAACUUCAACAACAACCUACGGAGCCUAGGGAUUUUUCGCCAAAGCCGCGGUUUGGGGAUGGAAAGAGUCUCGGCCAGAAAAACAGAGAGGCCGCCCUGCGCCUUGUUGAAAACUUGGAACGAUACACGCUGCACGACGAAGAAACAUAGACAUUUUUUGGGCGGGUUUUGCGGGCGAUGAGCGCGUUAUGAAGGCACGACUGCAACGUAUCGCCCUUGAACGAAAUUACCCAGGGGCUUUCGCAUUUUAUAUACCCAGGACGACUGAAAUUUAAUUAUUGCUUGCAUCUUAUCUUGUACAACAGCAACACCCGAACUUUUACGACGAGUCGCCAGAUGAAAGGUCCGGGGAGGAACAAAAACAGAUGACCCAUCGACGUUGGCUGUGCAUUCGGCGGCAAGGCGGCUUGGAUGAGG
Molecule: messenger RNA, 2220 nt
Organism: Colletotrichum destructivum
Lineage: Eukaryota; Fungi; Ascomycota; Sordariomycetes; Glomerellales; Glomerellaceae
Exons: 2
Coding region: 1020-1619 (199 amino acids)
Source: RefSeq, a predicted model, not a curated record